CUCUUUUUUUUCCACAUCUACCUGGGCAUAAGAAUUUAGCGCCACAAUGAGUAAUCUCUCCACAGGGGAACUUCAACGAGAGGGAUGUAGUCGAAAUGAGGAUUUUAAAAGAGUGCAUAUCGCAGCCCGACCUCUGCGACGUCAGGUCACUCAUCAGGUAUACACCCGGCUUUCGGGAUCUAUUCCAAGUAACUAUUACGACAGUGCCAGUGCUCCAUUCGUAUGGGAACAGAGUGAUGAUUCAUCUUCCGCUCCAGACCCGGAGCCUUCAGACAGCCUAUCCCAAAAACAAACUGAUGACCGCAUAGAAGAAUGGAUGGAGAGAAUGAAUGUUCAUGGCCAAGAAGCCGGUACGGAACAUACCAAAGAAACUACCUACGCAACUGUAGGGACUUACCCAUUCGCUGUCGGAGUGGUAGACCCGGACACGCUAGCCCCGAGCAUAGUUGGGAGCCAUUUCAGUGAUGACAGUCUACCGAGUAGACCGACGUCUCCCGUGCAUCCACCCCCUGUGAUGCAAAGACACCCGGGCCAAGAGCCAGUGGUCCUCCUUCCACCUGGUUACGUCCCGCCCGAGAGACGCGCGGAGCGAGAACGUGCAAACCAGAUAAUCGUAUCCGAAAGCUCGGAAAGGCGCCGCCGUCGCCGCGAAGAAAGAGAUAGAGAUCGACAACGAUACGACUAAGAAUGUUGCCGCAUUUGAUAUAUUCCCAAGGGGCUAGUGUGGAGAUCGAAGGCUUAUGAGUGAGGGCGCGCGAUUCUCUGGUUUUAUUGGAUGUAAACGAUUUACGAUGUUACGACUCUUGAAAUGCAGAAAAAAACAAAGUGUUUCUAACUCAUUGGGGGCGAAUAUACGAGUUCUUUCUUACCUAGGCAAAUUAUCUGAUAGCAAUGAAAUUCGGGUGCAUAACAGAAUGUUCAGGCACCAGUUGGACGCUAACACCAAAUGGGCUUGCAGCCUAACUUAUG
This is a messenger RNA of Annulohypoxylon maeteangense, 969 nucleotides long. RefSeq lists its product as uncharacterized. NCBI's taxonomy places the organism in Eukaryota, Fungi, Ascomycota, Sordariomycetes, Xylariales, Hypoxylaceae. The record is from RefSeq and is a predicted model, not a curated record. The transcript has 2 exons. Bases 47 to 685 code for a protein of 212 amino acids.